Molecule: messenger RNA, 1258 nt
Organism: Pogonomyrmex barbatus (red harvester ant)
Lineage: Eukaryota; Metazoa; Arthropoda; Insecta; Hymenoptera; Formicidae
Gene: Rrp1
Product: Recombination repair protein 1
Biological process (GO): base-excision repair
Cellular component (GO): nucleus
Molecular function (GO): phosphoric diester hydrolase activity; DNA binding; endonuclease activity
Source: RefSeq, a predicted model, not a curated record
GGGAAAUUAGAUCCCCUCGUACGCUGCUGGAGCACUGAAUGCUGGAUGGCACUAAAUUUAAAGUUGUGCAGGUUGAAUUUCGUCGUUGCAUCCUUUCUGGCUAGACAUACGGGGAUUAUUCAGUAUUCUCUCUUCGUAAGGAGCUUGAUUUCAUCAUGCCGCCGAAACGAACUGCAAAAGCAAAGGCUGAUUCUUCAAAAGCUAAAUCUGAGAAUGAAAGUUGAUUCGAAGGGAUCGAAAAAUGUUGAUAAAAGCGAUUCGUCCACCGCGAAGAAGGCGAAGAGCCCAAGCGAACCCAAGCAGAUGCUGAAUAAGACAGACACAAAUUUGAACGAAAUAGAUUUUGAAUGUACAAAGAUGAACGAGGAAGGAAAGAAAUAUAAUCUGAAAAUUUGUACUUGGAAUGUUUCUGGAAUUAGGGCAGUCAUCAAAAAAAAAGGAAUUGACUAUAUUGUCAAAGAAGAUGCAGACAUAAUCGCUUUGCAAGAAACAAAAUGUGACCAGAACAAACUGCCAGAAGAAGUUAAAUUAUCAGGAUAUCAUCAUUACUUUCUCGAUAGCAAAAAGCCAGGCUAUUGUGGAGUUGCUUUGUUCAGCAAGGAAAAACCGAUUUCUGUGAAAUAUGGUUUAAAUAAUUCUUUCGAUAGUGAAGGUAGAAUGAUUACAGCAGAAUUCCCAGAAUUUUUUAUGGUCAAUGUUUAUGUGCCAAAUGCUGGGCAGAAAUUGGUAACAUUACCAAAAAGAUUGGAGUGGAAUAAAGCAUUCAAGAAAUGUAUUGAAGAAUUAGAUCAAAAGAAACCUGUUAUCAUAUGUGGCGACAUGAAUGUAGCUCAUCAAGAAAUAGAUUUAAAGAAUCCCAAAACGAAUACUAAAAAUGCUGGAUUUACUAAAGAAGAACGAGAUGAUAUGACAGAUUUCUUAUCUGCUGGAUUUGUAGAUACUUUCAGAUUAUUAUAUCCUGAAACAGAAGGUGCAUAUACAUUUUGGUCAUAUUUUAGCAAUGCACGUGGUAAAGAUAUUGGAUGGCGACUAGACUAUUUUUUGGUGUCUGAACGGAUCAAGAAUAAAGUGUGCGAUAAUGUUAUAAGGAAACAAGUUUAUGGUAGUGAUCAUUGUCCUGUAAUACUUUAUAUCAAUUUGUAAUUUUAAUAACAGUAAGUAUGAUGUGUUUUAUUAUAUGGAAAUGUUAGAAUGAAACUUUUCUUACGUGUGAAUAUAAAACAUACAAAAUAAUAAAUUACAUUUCCUUAUCAAGAAA